Molecule: messenger RNA, 1317 nt
Organism: Aspergillus novofumigatus IBT 16806
Lineage: Eukaryota; Fungi; Ascomycota; Eurotiomycetes; Eurotiales; Aspergillaceae
Product: putative short chain dehydrogenase/reductase family oxidoreductase
Exons: 3
Coding region: 280-996 (238 amino acids)
Cellular component (GO): cytoplasm
Molecular function (GO): oxidoreductase activity, acting on the CH-OH group of donors, NAD or NADP as acceptor
Source: RefSeq, a predicted model, not a curated record
UUACCAUGGAAGAAACUCAUAGCCGUGCCACAAACUUGGAUCUAAAGUAAUGUUCUUUUACCUUCAAGUCGGCAUUCUUCCGGGUUGGAGCAGUCACCCUCGGGCCAAUUCAACCCCGCGCAUCCCCUCAAUGCGUAGAUCCAAAGGUGAUACGACAGCAAGAAAUCAGCAGGAUUCUCCGACGGGGGGCUUGUACUGCUAUGGCAUUUAAGUGUAGACCUGCCAACCUUGAGACGCAGCCCUCUCCUCAACCAAACUCCACCUUGAGCCUUCAACAACAUGGCUUUUUCCGUCAAAGGAAAGUCUGCCAUUGUAACAGGUGCAGGUUCAGGCAUCAACCUAUGUUUCGCCAAACUCCUGCUUGAGAAUGGGUGCAACGUCCUAAUCGCAGACCUUGCCCUUCGACCUGAGGCGCAGGAGGUGGUGAACAAUUAUACCAGUCAGUCAAACACGCCCAGUCGAGCCGUCUUCCAGAAAACAGAUGUCGUCGACUGGGUGCAGCUAGACAGAAUGUUUGAGGUUGCGGUGAGAGAGUUUGGUGAUGUCGACAUUGUAUGUCCAGGUGCUGGGAUCUACGAACCGCACUGGUCCAAUUUCUGGAGACCUCCCGGGUCUCCAGAAAGCCGUGAUCGACGAGAUGGAGGUCGAUACGCUUUGCUGGAUAUCAACCUGACACAUCCGAUCCGCACGACUCAGUUGGCUAUAUCUCACUUUCUACGCAAUCGAAGUAGCAAAAGGCCGAAGCAUAUCAUCCAUAUUUCCAGUAUCGCGGGGCAGAGCCCAGCACUGGCCGCGCCAAUAUAUGUAGCAACGAAACACGCCAUCAAUGGCCUGGUUAGAUCGUUGGCCAAGCUUGACAGCAGUUUUGGCAUCCGUGUGACUGCUGUUGCACCAGGGGUCAUCAAAACACCUCUGUGGACGGAUCAUCCAGAAAAACUGAAGAUGGUCGACGACAAAGCCGAUGAAUGGGUAACCCAGAAGAGGUGGCUGAAGUGAUGCUAGCUCUCAUUCAGCAGGACAGUGUCAGCGAGAUUAUUGGAGACAAAUCAGGCAGAGGCACCCAAUUCCCGUGCAAGGGGGGACGGUCUUGGAAGUCUCCAAGAGCGUACGCGCUGUGAGUGCAUUCAAUGACCCUGGACCAACAGGACGACGGGGAAACACUGUGUCGGACAUGAACAAGGUAGAGGAUGAGGUAUAUGAUUUGCUUUCGACGGAAGGAUGGGGAGCGCCAAAGACAAAUCUCUAGUUUUACUUCAUGUAGCUUCAGUGGGGAGUAUGAUGAAGAACGCUUUGAUAGUGGACAAUAAUAACAUGGAG